UUUUUUCGCAGAACCUGCUGCUGAAUUCUUAUCGAAGGAGGCCAUCCAAUCGUGGAUCUAAGAUCAGUAUUUAAAGCAGCUGAUAGCUGUGGAUUCGUCAUCAGCACUACUCCUUUCUCAGGAACCUCCUGCUUUUCACAUCUCUAUCAUUCCAUUCUUUUCCAUUUCGUCGUCCGUGCUAUAGCCAAGCGCCACUUACUACUCUUAAUCAUUUCAAGAUGUCUGGCUGCGGAAGCUCUGCUUGUUCUUGCGGCGCUGCCUGCAACUGCAGCACUGGCAACAGCUGCUGCCCGAUGAGGUCCAUGGACACAUUCGAGAGCUCCGAGACGAGAGGCUUUGAGGGCACCAACGAAGGAUGCAAGUGCGGUGACAAGUGCUCAUGCAACCCUUGCAACUGCAAGUGAGAGAGCAGUGUCAAAAAUUCCAAAUCUUAUUAUUUACAUGCUUACAGAUGUCUACUGACAGAAGAGGAAGGCGUUUAUUUUCGUCAAGAUUUGAGGAAUUAUCCUCGAGAUCAAUUUAGAGUGCUAAGUUCUAUUGUUUAUCUGACGAAGUAAAUAAAGUCUGCAGAAGCAUCUGCUGGAAGAUUUCUGGUGAAAGGCUGGUCUGGAAAACUUGCUGCAUGCGUGAGUGAGAGAUAAAACGCCAUUAGAGUGCAAAGCAGCUGCUUUUUAUUAGCAUUUUGUUGAUGUUCUAUGGAUUUUUCUCUUUGUUAUUAUCUAUUGGUGCGGCGGAUAUUAGGGUUUGGUGGUCAGAAAAUCGGGGUCAGGCAUGAAAGUUAGGAGAGAGUUAUAAUUGAGAAAGUUACGGAAUAGCCAAAACGUCGGCGAGUACUAAGUACUGACCAUGAAUGUCAGUAUACAAAUGGACUCGUGGUUACAAGCAGCGUAGGAAUCCAGUUGUGGCGACGUAUCUUAGAUGCAUCUUAAGGAGUGUUGAGACUCAUAUCUACUACGCAAAAUGCAUGGAAAAUUUGCAGCUAAUAUAAAUUUUGAGGUUUUGAAUUGCCAG
Messenger RNA from Marchantia polymorpha subsp. ruderalis, 1011 nucleotides. NCBI's taxonomy places the organism in Eukaryota, Viridiplantae, Streptophyta, Marchantiopsida, Marchantiales, Marchantiaceae. The record is from the annotation of a GenBank genome assembly.